Corvus hawaiiensis (hawaiian crow) is the source of this 5878-nucleotide messenger RNA. It is a transcript of the gene UPF1, whose product is annotated as UPF1 RNA helicase and ATPase. The transcript has 24 exons. Lineage: Eukaryota; Metazoa; Chordata; Aves; Passeriformes; Corvidae. Bases 44 to 3406 code for a protein of 1120 amino acids. Gene Ontology annotation, cellular component: cytoplasm. Gene Ontology annotation, molecular function: DNA binding; RNA helicase activity; ATP binding. The record is from RefSeq and is a predicted model, not a curated record. Gene Ontology annotation, biological process: nuclear-transcribed mRNA catabolic process, nonsense-mediated decay.
GGGGUGGGAGCGAAGGCUCCCGGGGAGAGGAAGCGCCGCCGCCAUGAGCGUGGAGGCGUACGGCCCCAGCUCGCAGACCCUCACCUUCCUGGACACCGAGGAGGCCGAGCUGCUCGGCGCAGACACACAGGGCUCCGAGUUCGAGUUCACCGACUUCACCCUCCCCAGCCAGACCCAGACCCCGCCCGGGCCCGGCCAGGCGGGGCCGGCACAGGGCCAGGGGCCCCCCGGCGCGGGGCAGGGAGCGCCGGGCCCGCUGGAAGCGCAGGUGAAUGGUCCUGAUGGAAUCCUGCAGAAUGGAGCUGUGGAUGAGAACGUGGCCAAGACCAGCCAGCUCCUGGCAGAGCUCAACUUUGAGGAGGAUGAAGAGGACACUUACUACACCAAGGAUCUCCCUGUGCACGCCUGCAGUUACUGUGGGAUCCAUGACCCUGCCUGUGUGGUUUACUGCAACACCAGCAAGAAAUGGUUCUGUAACGGGCGUGGAAACACAUCUGGCAGCCACAUUGUGAAUCACCUGGUGAGAGCCAAGUGCAAAGAGGUGACUCUGCACAAGGAUGGACCUCUGGGAGAGACUGUCCUGGAAUGUUACAACUGUGGCUGUCGGAACGUUUUCCUCCUCGGCUUCAUCCCAGCCAAGGCUGACUCUGUGGUGGUUCUGCUGUGCAGGCAGCCAUGUGCCAGCCAGAGCAGUUUAAAGGACAUCAACUGGGACAGUUCCCAGUGGCAGCCCCUGAUCCAGGACCGCUGCUUCCUUUCCUGGCUGGUGAAGAUUCCGUCGGAGCAGGAGCAGCUCAGGGCCCGGCAGAUCACAGCCCAGCAGAUCAACAAACUGGAGGAGCUCUGGAAGGAAAAUCCAUCUGCAACCCUCGAGGACUUGGAAAAACCUGGUGUUGAUGAGGAACCCCAGCAUGUCCUGCUUAGAUAUGAAGAUGCUUAUCAAUACCAAAAUAUAUUUGGUCCUCUGGUCAAGCUUGAAGCAGAUUAUGACAAGAAACUCAAGGAAUCUCAGACCCAAGAUAACAUCACAGUCAGGUGGGACCUGGGCUUGAACAAGAAGAGAAUUGCUUAUUUCACUUUGCCAAAGACUGAUUCAGACAUGCGCCUCAUGCAAGGAGAUGAGAUCUGCCUGAGGUACAAGGGAGACCUGGCCCCCCUCUGGAAAGGAAUUGGGCACGUUAUCAAAGUUCCUGAUAGUUCUACAGAUUAUGGUGAUGAGAUAGCCAUCGAGCUGAGGAGCAGCGUGGGAGCUCCCGUGGAAGUCACUCACAACUUCCAGGUGGAUUUUGUGUGGAAAUCGACUUCCUUUGACAGAAUGCAGAGUGCUCUGAAAACAUUUGCAGUGGAUGAGACCUCGGUGUCUGGCUACAUCUACCACAAGCUGCUGGGCCACGAGGUGGAAGAUGUCAUCAUCAAAUGCCAGCUGCCAAAGCGCUUCACAGCACAGGGACUCCCUGAUCUCAACCACUCUCAGGUUUAUGCUGUCAAGACUGUCCUGCAGCGUCCUCUGAGCCUUAUCCAGGGUCCCCCUGGCACUGGGAAGACAGUGACAUCAGCCACCAUCGUGUAUCACCUGGCCAGGCAGGGCAAUGGGCCUGUGCUGGUGUGUGCCCCCAGUAACAUCGCUGUGGAUCAGCUGACGGAGAAGAUCCACCAGACUGGCCUCAAAGUGGUUCGUCUGUGUGCAAAGAGCCGCGAGGCCAUCGACUCGCCCGUGUCCUUCCUGGCACUGCACAACCAGAUCAGGAACAUGGACAGCAUGCCAGAGCUUCAGAAGCUGCAGCAGCUCAAGGAUGAGACUGGAGAACUUUCCUCUGCUGAUGAGAAGCGUUACCGGGCGCUGAAGCGCACGGCAGAGCGGGAGCUGCUCAUGAACGCUGAUGUGAUCUGCUGCACCUGUGUGGGAGCUGGAGAUCCCAGACUGGCCAAGAUGCAGUUCCGCUCCAUCCUGAUUGAUGAGAGCACCCAGGCCACCGAGCCGGAGUGCAUGGUGCCCGUGGUGCUGGGGGCAAAGCAGCUGAUCCUGGUGGGUGACCACUGCCAGCUGGGCCCUGUGGUGAUGUGCAAGAAGGCUGCCAAGGCUGGGCUGUCCCAGUCCCUGUUUGAGAGGCUGGUGGUGCUGGGCAUCCGGCCCAUCCGGCUGCAGGUGCAGUACCGCAUGCACCCCGCCCUCAGCGCCUUCCCCUCCAACAUCUUCUACGAGGGAUCGCUCCAGAACGGGGUCACCGCAGCUGACAGGGUGAAGAAAGGCUUUGAUUUCCAGUGGCCCCAGCCUGACAAACCCAUGUUUUUCUACGUGACCCAGGGACAGGAGGAGAUUGCCAGCUCAGGCACCUCUUACUUAAACAGGACGGAAGCUGCCAACGUGGAGAAGAUCACCACGAAGCUGCUCAAAGCUGGGGCCAAACCUGACCAGAUUGGCAUCAUCACCCCCUACGAGGGGCAGCGCUCCUACCUGGUGCAGUACAUGCAGUUCAGUGGCUCCCUGCACACAAAGCUCUACCAGGAAGUGGAAAUUGCGAGUGUGGAUGCCUUCCAGGGCAGGGAGAAGGAUUUCAUUAUCCUGUCCUGUGUGAGGGCCAAUGAACACCAGGGAAUUGGGUUCCUCAACGACCCCAGGAGGCUCAACGUGGCCCUGACAAGAGCCAGGUAUGGGGUGAUCAUCGUUGGGAACCCCAAAGCCCUGUCCAAGCAGCCCCUCUGGAAUCACCUCCUGAAUUACUACAAGGAGCAGAAGGUGCUGGUGGAGGGGCCCCUGAACAACCUCCGGGAGAGCCUCAUGCAGUUCAGCAAACCCCGCAAGCUCGUCAACACCAUCAACCCCGGUGCCCGUUUCAUGACCACUGCCAUGUAUGAUGCACGGGAGGCCAUCAUCCCAGGCUCUGUCUACGACCGCAGCAGCCAAGGGCGCCCAUCCAACAUGUACUUCCAAACCCACGACCAGAUCGGGAUGAUCAGUGCUGGCCCCAGCCACGUCACUGCCAUGAACAUUCCCAUCCCCUUCAACCUCGUGAUGCCCCCGAUGCCUCCCCCGGGCUACUUCGGCCAGGCCAACGGCCCCGCUGCAGGCCGUGGGGCUCCCAAAGGAAAGACCGGCCGUGGCGGGCGGCAGAAAAACCGAUUUGGGAUUCCUGGCACGAGCCAGUCCAACCUCCCCAACAGCCAGGCCAGCCAGGACGUGGUGUCCCAGCCUUUCUCCCAGGGCCCCCUGACUCAGGGCUAUAUCUCCAUGAGUCAGCCCUCACAGAUGAGUCAGCCUGGGCUCUCCCAGCCGGAAUUAUCCCAGGACAGUUACCUUGGUGAUGAGUUUAAAUCCCAGAUUGACGUGGCGCUGUCACAGGACUCAACUUACCAGGGGGAACGUGCAUAUCAACAUGGUGGAGUGACGGGACUGUCACAGUAUUAGAGUGUUGAGGAAGAAGAGCUAAGCUUGUGUGGAGCUUAGUUCAUCAGCAUUUUAUUCUGGGUAAUAAAAAAAAUAAAAUAAAAUGGAUACCUGUUUUCCACUGCUAAAACUGAAGCACCACUGUGUGAGAGCAACAGGAGAAAGAAACCAACCAACGGAGAGGAGAGAGAGAGAGAAAGGAGCGCGCGAGAGAGCCACUGCUAGAGCUCACUGAGACAAGGAGACUGACCGAGAGGAGAGAGAGCCCUGAAGGACUGGCUGGCGCCUCACUGGGAAGGAACUCACCCCAACAGGAGUGGUCAGCUGAGUCCCUGCUCCCCCAGUCACCCCCAGCUCCAGAGAAGGGCCUUAAAAGCAGGUUUCACUUCAUUCCAUACUUCUCUUUGCGAGCAGGGCAUUAACUUUUCAGAGCAGAUGGGGAGAGGAAAACCCUCAUCUCAGAGUUGGGCUCCUUUUGCAAGGGGUACUAAAAUAUUUUAGCAGUAACUGUUUACAUUUUAGAAGCAGAGUAUCUGAGAGAGGGGAAAAAAGAGAGAGAGAGAGAGAGUCCCUGACUGGGUGACAGCCAGCCAAGCAGAAAUCCAGCUGCUGCUCAACUCUGAGGUGCAGGUUUUGUUGUCCAACACUGGCUCUGAAAUUUGUGUCAUCGUGUCGCCCACAUUCUGAACGAGGUGGUUUUAAAAGAGAUUCUUUCAAAAGGAGCACUGAAUUUUUUAAGAAGUUUUGUCUCUGAAUUCUUAGUGGUGGACCUGGGAGAUUUAGAUCCUUGUUCUGAGAAGCUUAUAUUACAAAAAACUAAAAAAAAAAACCAAAAAAAAAAAGUUUCAAACAAAAAAUUAGAGCACCAACCUUGAGAACUUUCAGUGUGAUUUAAAGUUGCAGCAAUCAGCCUCUUCUUCCUACAUGGGAUAGCAGUUAGAGUGAGAGGAGCCUGCGUGCUCGAGCAGGAGGGUUUCAAAGUGUUUUCUGUAUGCUUUAAUUGGCAACUGUCUGGACUCUACUCUGUGAAAAACAGCCUUUCUGUAAGAUGAACUUUAUGCUUGAAAGGGGACGGGUUCCUGUGCCCUUCGGCCCUGGAGGGAAGAUGCAGCCAGGCCUGCUUUGGUCCCCGCGGAUUUGGGGGAGGAGUAGUGGAAACUGGGGAUUAUUUUGGUUGGGAAGUAAAGACUCCACGCCACUGCAGGAGCAGGAUGGACAAAUGGACAAAGCAGGCAGGUGGUGGAAGGUGGCCUCUGAGAGAGAGCUGGGUUUAAUGGGAGAGAAUGGGUCAGGCUUUGGGGUGGCUCCUUCGGUGAUUAAGGCAGGCAAGGGACAGAUUUGAGGUGUUGGAGCGAGCCCGGAGUUUUCAGGGAGUGGCCACGGCUGCGCCAGCCCAGCUGGGGAUCAGGACUGAGAACAGCACACGAGGAGAAGCCAUCCACGUUCUGAGUUGUACCCAUGUCUUAAACAGUCAUAGGGGGACACUGGGAGCAUUUCAUUUCUGUCAAAACCUUUCUAGAAACAGCUCAGAGAGAAUUGACGAUUCCUCCAGACCCAUUUUUAGCAGACCCCGAAAUUAGAAUAACCUCUACCUCCCAAUUGGCAGCAGCAGCAGCAGAGAUUGAUCCAGAACCUGGGUGUUCCUCAAGCUGGAGUGAAGGUAGCUUUACACUCUAAGGGCUCCAAGUGUUUCUAGUCUUUUUUUGGGGGGGGAGAACUCAAAAUACCUCUCAUGUGAAUGUACUUCAAACAGCUCAAACCCCAUUUUUUGUACCCGGGGCGGGGGGAAGCCCUUUCAUUCCUGUCCUUCCUCUAGAUCCUUGCCCUGGAUUUGCCCCGAGUGUCUGACCUGGUGUGGAACAGCCCCAGCCCGGGAGGGACGUGCUCCCCCACUCCCCGGGGGGAGCUCCAGAAACUGCAAAAACUCAACUAACAAAACCCAUUCUUUUCUCAUCCAAAGCCUCCAGAGUUUAGACUUCUAAAACAGUGAAAGAAUGGAGACACAGGCCACCUUCCUUCCUUGUGAGAUGGACUGUUUUAUUUAUUAACAUUGCCGAAGGGCUUUUUAAUUUUUUUUCCUUCGUAGGCUGCGUAGUGGCGUAGACUUUUCUGAUAGGUUUAAGCUGGCCCCCUCUGUGCAAAGCUAUCCAUGAGUAAUGUAGCCCCCUCCUCUCCCCUCACCCCUUUAUUUCACUGCUGGGAAUGCUUGCCUCUGCUUCGUGCUGGUUUUUUCCUUUGUAGCAGUUAAAACUCUUGAGUUUUACAAAUCCAGACAUCAGUGCUAGCACGGUGUUAAAACUCUUCUUUUUUUUUCUUUUCUUUUUUUUUUUUUUUUGGAUUAAUUAUAUUUUUUUUGUCUCAGUUUUGUUUUAAAACCUGUUUGUCAUCAAUAAAAAAAUAACGAAUAAACAGCUCUUGCAUUCAAGGUGGCCCCUUAAGUUUCAAUGAGGAAACCAUGCAACGUUCAUUAAAGCUUUAGUCUGAUUGUAUAAA